GCUGCACUUGCAUGCCCGAGAGGCGUUUCAAAGAUGGCCGCCGAGUGAAAUGACUUGUCUUAAAGGGACUUUGGUGUAAUUAGUAGCCUACAGUAAUCUAAUUACACUGUUGAAUAUGUAAUUAGUAGCUACAUUCUAAAAUUGGGUGGGUUAUUUUUUACCCAGACUACUGGGUUCUGCCUGUUGGGUCAUUUAGUAACUUGAAAUUUAAAACUGGAUUGGUCUGUCAACGGUCAUUUUGUCCUGAAAGAAAACGUCCCGAGUUCAGUUAAACUUUUAUGAAGAGACACGAUCGCUUUAUAUGAUUAUAUGAUAUUCUCAAGCGAGGUGGCAUUGCAAGUUUUUAACUAUAUAAGAACUAUUUUAUUAAUUAAUCAGGCGUUAUAGCACUGUUACUUGCUACAAUGACAUUUUCCUUGACAGUGCCAUUGAAUCAUGAUGCCCUUUUGUGAAUAAAUCAUUCUUUUGAGUCGGUUCUUUUUUUAAUGAAUAGGUAAACACGUUUCGCGAAUCAGUUUAAAUCAUCCACAAGCUGAAUCGUUUGACUCGGUGUUUCGGUAAAAUAGUAACAAGAACACAGAAAACAAACAGAGCGCUGAAUAAACUGGAUAUUUACCUACUACAAUGAUAUCAAACCAGCAAAUACAUCGUAUCUACCGUCAAUGACGAAGAAGAGCAUUAAUUCAACUCCCUGUGAAGCUUGCGAACGACUCUGUACUACAGAGAAAACGUCCUGAUGUGAUCUUCGUGAAUAACUUUAAGGUUAGCUUCGCUUGCACUGCAGACCGAGCGAGAGAGACGCGACGCGGCCAUAUUGAAGUAUCUCCCGUUAAGCAUAAAUAAGCAUUUAUGAGAAUCAACUUGAAUGAAGACAAAAGCCCCUUUCACACAUACAGUCUUUACUGGUAUAGUACAGAAUGAAGAUUACCACUACAAAGUCAGAACGCGUUGACGUAAGAAGUCUGAUUUGGGCCAAUCAAAGUUCUUAUGGAGAUGACGUGAUUACUCAGCGCUGUUUACAGUCUGCCUGGUGUCUAUCUGAGUGUAAUCAUGGAGGGAAGUGUGGCCGUGGAGUGUGAUGGGCUGAUAGAGUCGGAAUUAAAAAAAGAGGAUGUAAGGCGUCAUGGAGCGACACUGAUGCACUUGACAGGAGGGUGAAGAGGUGAGGUCACACGAGGAGAGACAUUUUCUCAAGAAAAGAUGAUGUCACUGUGGCUUCCCUUAGACCUUGGACAAAUGAUGUGGGUCUCUGUUUGGCGUUCCUCCUCUUUCCCACCUCCUUUCUCUCUCUCACUCUCUCUCCCCCAGUGUCUCCAUCUCAUACUCCACUGCUCUCUUCAUCAACGGAGGGACAGCAGCUGAGGAAACUUGAUAGCACUCCAUCCCCUUCUCUUCUCCUCUUCCCUUUUUCUUAAUCUCCCUCUUCUUCUCUCUAUCCCUCUCUCAUUCUCCAGUAGCGAUGUAGUCCUCCUUCAAACUUUAACAGCUGUUUGGCAGUGAAGCCUUGACUGACAUCCAUCUCUCCUGGACCUCUAUGGAUUCGUUCCCUGCUUCUUUUUGAGAUCUUUCCAGAGUCGCCUCUCUUCAUUCAUCUUGUGUUUACCUUGUCGCUUUGGUGUGUUUGGAUCAUGGCCAUGAAGGAAACUAUACUCCCUAUCAGCGAGGUGUCAAGUCCGUACCCGGAGGUCGUGGAACUCAAUGUGGGCGGACAGGUGUAUGUCACCAAGCGCUCCACUCUGGUCAGCGUACCUGACACCACCCUUCACACCAUGUUCACAAGAUGCAACCCGCACGAGUUGCCCCGCGACAGCCGAGGACGCUUCUUCAUCGACCGCGAUGGCUUCUUGUUCCGUUAUGUGCUGGACUUCCUACGGGACCGCCAGCUCGUGCUACCCGAACACUUCCCAGAGCGGGAGCGUCUUCAGCGCGAGGCCGAGCACUUCCAGUUAGGGGAACUUCUGAGACUUCUAGGCCCGCGUGUAGCCAAGCAAGGCUCGCUCAACGACGAAGGCUGCCAGAGUGACAUAGAAGAAAGUUCACAGAGUAGCGAGUUGGUGACUCGAACUGGAAACAGUGCCACCAACUACGCAACUUCCUCUUCUGCCCUGGACAAGAGGUCAGGGUUCAUUACGAUUGGUUAUCGGGGAUCCUACACGAUGGUGAGGGAUAACCAAGCCGAUGCUAAGUUUCGGCGCGUGGCACGGAUCAUGGUCUGCGGGCGGAUCGCUCUGGCGAAGGAGGUGUUCGGGGACACUCUAAAUGAAAGUCGGGAUCCUGACCGUCCACCAGAGAAAUACACCUCACGCUUCUACCUGAAGUUCACCUACCUGGAGCAAGCAUUCGACAGGUUGAGCGAGGCUGGGUUCCAGAUGGUGGCCUGCAACUCAACCGGAACGGCUGCGUUCGUUAACCAGUACAGAGACGACAAGAUCUGGAGCAGCUAUACGGAGUACAUUUUCUUCAGACCUGCCUGCAAGUCAGCAUCCCCUAAACUGGAGCGUGAGGAGCCCAAGUCUGAGAAAAUGCUGGAUAAGGCCAGUGAGAGCGGAGCCUCGUUGAACGAGCUCUCCACAUCCAGCUCCGAGACCCACUCAGAGGCCUCGUCUCCCCAGGACGGGGGCCCCAUCCUGGUGUCUCGUGGUGAGGUCGUGGGGGGCUCCCUGGCCCCGUGUGGCGCCCUCCACUCUGUAUCUCGGCCUCCGAGCACUCUUACUCUCGGCCGACCGCCAAAGAAAGGUUCCUCCGUGCAGUGGAUGGAGCUGCCGGAUAAGAGGAGAAACAGCGAGCUGUUUCAGUCCCUCACCAGCGGAGUGGGUCCACGGGAAGGUGGGGGAAGCGGUCUAACCCGGAGGAAGACUCUGGAGAGGCCCUGUGCAGAGGAGGAAAUGAAACAGUGUAUCCGAGAUUUCCGAAAGAUCAAGAUCCCCCCGGCGUUCCCAGAGCGCAAACGGCAGUGGCAGUCAGAACUACUUCAGAAAUAUGGCCUAUAAGGAAACUCAGGACAGGGGACUGUUUUAAACUAUCCAACCUAUUCACAAUCUCACACAAUAGAUUGUCCAUCUGUCCUUAAAGGCCUUGAUUCACAGUGAGAAACCAAACAAUGAGUAUCGGAAAACAGAAAGAAGAAACUUGCCAACAAAACAUGUUCCACUUUGUUCCAUUUUUGUCCAGAUUAACAGCACCAUUCAUAUCUUUGAACUAGACCUUAAAAACCUUUUAAAAAGUGGUGAUGGAGAACUUUUUGAUGAAGAGCUAUUCCAUUUAAAUGAACCUUUUCAUUGUCCAGAAGGUCUGCAAACAGGGCUCAUAGGAUAUCUCUUUAAACUUCUACUGAACUGACCGACUAUCUUUGGUGAUCUAGCCAAAGUGGGAGUACAAAUAAAUCCUUGUGGUGUUCAAAAGAGAGAGGCUUCACUGUGCAUUAACUAGUUGUUCCGUUUGGUUCUAUACAAACAAUGCAGAUUUAAUGUAAAUGCGGUUGUCUCUACCAACCUAGUUUCAGGUGAAUUUAGAUGUAGAUGAAACGGUCUUUUAUAUACAUAUAUUAGGGCUACCAAACAAUUACAAAUUGUAAUCAAAUUACCAUAUGCUGAUUAAUUCUUCAGAUUGCAAUUACAUAUAUCAGUAUUUGCUAAGAAAAGCCCCAAAGUCUAUACUGUAGGCUGUUCACAUGGGAUGCGUUCCGUAUGCGCCAUUUUGUAUUUUUUGGUUAAUGUACGCUUGUUCUAGAUGGAUGUUUUUGGCCUUUGCAUCGUCUUAUCUGUCAUAUCUGUUUUUUCAGUAUAUCACAAAACCGCUUUAUUUGUCUUUCAUUCAGUUCCAUUCAGUUGCGCCAUCUUGAAGGCAAAAAAACAUGUCCUGUGUGAGUGGCUCUUUACUCAUUCUGUGCUGCUUGCUCUUGGGUAAGUUUGGUGAUUAAAUGUUCAUUUUUAAUAAAUUACUAAAUUGCUAAAUUACUAAAUUGACAGUCAUAAUAUAUAUAAAUAUAUUUAAAUAUUUAGAAAUAUAAUCUUAUAUUUGCUGAGAAUCAUGAAGCUAGAAUUGGAAGGUACGAUGAAUACAUUACACAUAAUCAAAGAGAAGAUACUGCAGUUUUAUUUCUGCAAUGUAAAAUAAGCACAGAUAUAUAAUAUAAUAUAAUAAAUGCAUUUUCUUCUCAUUCCACCCCUUUAAAUGACCUAAUUGUUGGGCCACUAUGAACAUCAUCUCUGCACUGGUUCUUCUGUAUGUGAAGUUUCUCAGAAUGAUGCAUAGAAAUUGUCUAUUGUCUGGGCCACUUUUGCUAUGACAUUCUGUUAUGUGCCAUUCAUAUUCUAAAGUGUUUGUGUGUGUGUGUGUGCUUCUGUACACACUCUUUUCUUUAAUGUGAAUUUCUAUAGAGCCUUUUGUGAAGGAAAUUUUAUUUGAGAUCACAAAAAAAGAAGGAAAAAAGUGUUGCAACAAAUUAUUCAUAAAAAGCCAAUUGUUGGUUCCGGGGCCAGACGAGAUGAAGAUGAACACCAGGACCCUUAACUACAGUUAUAGUCAACUUGCAUUGUAUUAUAUUACAGUGCAAGUUGACUUCCAAAGAUGUAUGUCCAUGAUCCGGCUCUCGUUGGUUCCCUUACAGUUUGCCUCAGUGCAAAACAUUAAUGGGAAAUCAUCUUUAAAGGGAUAGUUCAACCAAAAAUGAAAAUUAUUUAUGAUGAUUUACUCACCCUCAAGCCAUCCUAGGUGUAUAUGACUUUCUUCUUUCAGUCAAACAGAAUCAGAGAUAUAUUUAAAAAUAUCCUAGCUCCUCCAAGCUUUGUAAUUGUUGUCAACAUUUUGAAGCCAAAAAAGUGCAUCCAUCCAUCAUAAAAGUAAUCCAUAUGGCUACACGGGGUUUAUUAAGGCCUUCUGAAGUGAAGCGAUGGGUUUUUGUAAGAAGCAUAUCCAUAUUUAAAACGCAUCGAUUUGCGGCGGAAGAGUAACUCUGACCUGGCGCAUGACAUAGUGACGGAAGCAGAAGCACAGAGGACAGAGCAAAACAAAACACUGGUCAUGAAUUGGAAGUCUAAAACUAUCAUUUUUAAAGAGAAAUGUCAGAAGAUUUCGAUAGAAGAGGAGCUUGAGUGUGUUGCACAGCCCUAUUUGUUUGCUCCAUGAGAGGCGUCAUACAUCGCGUCAGGGGAUACUCAUUUGGCGCAAGUCAUCUUGUGCAGCAUGUGUACGGUCGUCCGCUGGAAGCUAGUUAUUUGAAUUUAUAAAGUUUUAAAUAUGAACAUUUUUCUUACAAAAAUGCACCGUUUUGCUUCUAAAGGCCUUCAUUAACCCGCUGGAGGCGUAUGGAUUAUUCUUUUUAAUGAAUGGAUGAAUUUUUUUGGGCUUCAAAAUCUGCCUCCCCCAUUCACUACCAUUAUAAAGCUUGGAAGAGCCAGGAUAUUUCUAAAUAUAUCUCUGAUUGUGUU
Messenger RNA from Megalobrama amblycephala (Wuchang bream), 5429 nucleotides. RefSeq names its product potassium channel tetramerization domain containing 8 (gene kctd8). The record is from RefSeq and is a predicted model, not a curated record. Gene Ontology annotation, biological process: regulation of G protein-coupled receptor signaling pathway; protein homooligomerization. Gene Ontology annotation, molecular function: protein binding. The transcript has 8 exons. NCBI's taxonomy places the organism in Eukaryota, Metazoa, Chordata, Actinopteri, Cypriniformes, Xenocyprididae. The coding region runs from base 1629 to 2990 and encodes 453 amino acids.